Molecule: messenger RNA, 4154 nt
Organism: Hyposmocoma kahamanoa
Lineage: Eukaryota; Metazoa; Arthropoda; Insecta; Lepidoptera; Cosmopterigidae
Gene: Oseg1
Product: intraflagellar transport protein 122 homolog
Exons: 23
Coding region: 1-3537 (1178 amino acids)
Biological process (GO): intraciliary retrograde transport; protein localization to cilium; non-motile cilium assembly
Cellular component (GO): intraciliary transport particle A; non-motile cilium
Molecular function (GO): protein binding
Source: RefSeq, a predicted model, not a curated record
AUGCGAACAGUGCCGAAGUGGGUGAAUAAAAUUCACGAAGCCGACAAGGUAGAGUUCUCUAGUGUACACACACUAUGCUUCAGUCCAGAUGGAACACAGCUUGUAGUAGGCGCAGGAGAGAAGGUAAUGGUCUAUGACCCCCGUGAUGGAGCCCUAGUACAAUUGCUGCAGGCCCAUAAAGGAGCUGUACAUGCUGUGGCAUACUGUGGAGAUGGGAAAAAAUUUGCCAGUGGCAGUGCUGACAAGAACGUAAUUAUAUGGACCUCUAAGAUGGAAGGUGUACUAAAAUAUUCCCACAGUGAAGCAAUCCAAUGUCUAGCAUACAACCCAGUAACCUUGCAUCUUGCAUCAUGUGCCAUAUCUGACUUUGCCUUCUGGUCGGCUGACGUAAAGGCAGUACAAAAGUACCGAGUCUCAGGACGGAUAACUUCCUGUGCCUGGUCCCCGAGUGGUCAGCAUUUGGCUAUUGGAUUGGCAAGUGGAGCUGUGUCUAUCAGGGACAAACUAGGUGAUGAAACACAGCGAAUAUCAAGAGAGGCAGCUGUGUGGGCAGUGGGAUUCUCCAAACAAACUCUACUAGUAACAGAUUGGAAUGAAACCCUUUCUUUUUACAAUUUACAAGGACAACAAAUUUUCAAGGAAAGAAACAUUGGUAUAGCAGCAUUAUCAAUAUCGCUGCUUGGGGCAUUGGUGCUGGUGGGCGGAGUGGGCGGCUGGGCUGUGCUCACUGCUGAGGGUGUGUCUCUGCUGAGCACCGCACAAGAAUGGGUUUGGGCCAUCUCACCUUUGCCCACUUAUAACACGAUGGCGGUAGGGUGUCAAGACGGUACGCUAUGGUGCUACCAGGUAGCGUUUAGCACGGUACAUGGGCUAUAUCGCGAGCGGUACGCGUACCGGGAGAAUAUGACUGACGUCAUCAUCCAGCACCUCACGACUGGUAACAAAGUGCGCAUCAAGUGCCACGAUCGCGUGCAGAAGAUCGCCAUUUACAAACAUCGAUUGGCUGUACAACUGCCGGAGCGCGUGGUCGUGUACGAGCAAGGUGAUGUGGAAGGAAUGUUAUAUAGAGUGAAAGAAAAACUAUCUCAGAAGACCGAGUGCUCACUGCUCGUCGCUACGAGUGACGCGCUCCUUCUAUGCCAGGAUACAAAACUGUCGAUGAUUGGCCGUCGAAUACCACGGUCGUGGCAGGUGCCUGCUCCCAUUCGCUACGUCAAAGUUACUACUUUGUACUUCGAAGAAGUACUGCUUUUAGGUUUACUAAAUGGACAAAUCUGGCAAGUGGAGCCGUCUGGUGCAGGGUCGAAGAUGGUACUGCAGACGCCUGCAAGCGUACGCUGCCUGGAUGUAAGCGCGUCCCGUUCCCGCAUCGCCGUCGUCGACGAGACCUCCGUCUGCCGCAUCUACAGCCUGCCCACUGGCGACUUGCUUUACACAGAAGAAAACGUAUCUUCGGUGUCGUGGAACUCGUGGUGUGACGAGCUGCUGAGUCUGUCGGGCAACGGGCUGCUCUCCAUCAAAGCCGGUCACUUCCCGCCCGCUACACAGCCGUUAGCAGGCUCCGUCGUUGGUUUUCAGGGUGGUCGCGUGUUCUGCCUGCAAGCAAACGCAAUGCAAACCAUAAAUGUACCGCUCUCGCAUGCCGUGCAUCAGUACGUUCAACAAAAACAAUUCAAUGACGCGUACGCCGUGGCGUGUCUGGGCGUAACGGCGUUGGACUGGGAGCGACUGGGCGUGGCGGCUCUCCAGGAACUCUCUUUCGAGGUGGCGCGGAAGGCAUUCCAGCGUAGCGAGAACUUCCUCUUUCUUACACUCAUUGACCAGCUGCAGGAGCGGUUCGAAGGCGGCGAGAAUCGCGCAGUGGUAGCGGGCGAGGUGCUGGCGUAUCGCGGGCGCAGCACCGAGGCUGCACGUGCGUUCCGUGCAGCCGGCCGCGAUGACCGUGCGCUCGCCAUGUACGUCGAUCUGCGCAUGUUCAACAAAGCACAGGAGUACGUAGGCGAAGGAGAAGGGCUGCAAGCAUUGGCGAGGCGGCGCGCGGAAUGGGCUCGUCACGUGAACGAACCGCGCGCCGCCGCCGAGAUGUACCUUGCCGCUGGUGAUGUGGGCCGCGCCACGGACCUCAUGGCCGCCUGCGGAAGACGCGACAUGUUGAUAGAGUUGGCACGCAAGUUGGACAAGGGUUCGUCGGAGUCUUUGCGGCACGUGGCUGAGGCGUUGGUGGCGGUAGACGAGCUCGUCACCGCUGCCGACGUCUACCAGCGUCUAGGGGACUACAAGAACGUAGCAAAGCUAGCAGUAUCAGCGGGCGAGUGGACACGCGCCUUUGCUCUUGCGCGGGAACACGCUGAGUGCCGUCGCGACGUAUACCUACCCUACGCACAUCGAAUGGCUCAGGAGAACAAGUUUGUCGAGGCGCAAAAAGCAUACUACAUGGCGGGUGAGACGGCGACGGCACUUCGCGUAUUUUCGAUCUUGGUUGGCAACGCGGUGGCUGAGGAGCGGUUCAGCGACGCUGGCUACCUUCACCAUCUGCUCGCCACGCAGUGCCUCGAAACAGCCAACAACUCCAGGAACAAGACCCGCGAACAAAACCUACAAGCGUAUUCAACGAACGAGCAGCUCGGACGCAUCUACCACGCGUACGAGUCCGUGCACCGCUGCGUGCAUGAGCCGUUUUCACUGAGUCAGACUGACACGUUGCUGAACGCUGCGCGCUACGUGCUGGCGCUGCUGCACGCGUUCCAGCCUGCACCACCCGGCGUCUCCAUGUUUUGCCUGUACCUGUGUCUAGCGAAGCAAGCCAAGGCGCUUAAAGCAAAUUCCCUGGCCCGACAGAUGUUGGACAAGAUCCUGGCUUUUCAGAUUCCACAAAAAUUUCAGGAGAGCGUGGAACUACUGAUCGUGAGGACCCGUGCAGGCGGGGGCGAGGCGCGCGACGAUGAGGUAGCUGUGCUGUGCUGGCGCUGCCGCCGCCACGCGCCGCCGCUUUGCGUACUUCGCUGCCCGCACUGCCGGCACCCGCUCGCGCACUCGCUCGCCACACACGAGGUGUUACCCUUGGUGCAGUUUGAGCCAGCGGAGGGCAUAUCCUUUGAAGAAGCUUUGGAGCUGGUCGAGCGCACCACAUUGCCCGACUCCUCCGCCAGGGGUGACACCAGCGGCGCAGAGGUGCUGCGGAUAGAACAUGACGUUGACUCCGCUGAUCCUUUCUUGGAUAAAGUGGACGAGGAUGACGAGAGCGGCGUGGUCGUGUGUAGCCGUGGCGCGUUACUAGCGCUGUCUCCCGCUUGCGUAGUGGUGGCACGCAACGCCUUCUACCGCAACAUGCUGCCCGAGCUGCCCGUCGUCGCCUGCCCGCACUGCCACAACCUAUUUUAUUUGGAAGAUUACGAGGUCCAGCUGGUGAACCGCGGGCAGUGCCCAUUUUGCCGGCAGCCAGGAGAGGUGCACUCCGCCGAGAGCGACGACUCGCCGUUAAACGACUCCGUUUCCACCCCCAGCAGCCCUGUCAACAGACCAACUGCUUGGCUUUAACAGUAUAAAAUUAAUUGAAACAGGUCGGGAGCACAUAGUGCAAGAUACGAAUUGUAGCACCAAAAAUUACGUACACUUUUUCCGUGAAAAGCAUUGAAGUCAAAAUAAUAAUGCACCAUGAUAUAAUAGAUAUCAAAAUGUUAAAAAAGUAAUGAUUUCCGUCAGUGUCAGAAGAAAAUAAAAACAGUUAACUAAAGAAUUGUCACUUAAAUGCUUUGUUUGGAUUUGAUGUCAAUAAAUAACAAACAUUUUCAAAUAGAUUAUUUCUGCCUAAUUUUAGCGAGAAUGAAUUUUCAAAGUUAGCGAUAUGUAAUUUAAGAAAUCGAGACAGAACUGUGCAUUAUCACCUAAAAGUUAAUUUUGUAAUUGAAGCAGCAACUUUGUUAUAUUUUUCUGUUCGGACGCCAUAGAUGAGUUACCGUAAAAUGAAAACGAAACGAUUAUGUGGACUGCAAUUAUAUUGCAAAGCUUUCUUGAAUUUUUAAAAGUAAGUGAAAAGACUUGUAAUUGUCACAAAUUGUGUUUUUUAUAUUGUCGUAGAACCAAAGAGUAUAUAAGAACACAAAUGUUGCAUAAUUUGUCUACGAAUUUCUAAAAGUUCCAAAACUUAUUUUUUC